AUGGAUAAGCAGUCAAGUGAAAGUGGCAUUGAUACAAUGCAUGGUAGUAGUGAUACAGGUUCUAGCUGUUAUCAAUCCUAUACGGAAAUGACAGCUGAACAAGAAUUCUUUCUAUAUGAACUUGAAACAACUGAUUCAAACAGUAUGGGUUUAGUACUUAGAGCAAUAUAUGAUUGCGGUGAUGUUAAUAAAUUCACCAGAGCUUUAGAACAUAGAAUUCAACAGUAUAACAAGAAUAUUGAACGUGUUUGCACUUUUCAUUAUAAAGAAUUCGUUGAAUCGAUGAAAGUGUUAUUGGAACUACGUAAGCAAUGUGAUGACAUAAAGAAUAAAUCAGUUACAAUCGAUGAAGAAAUACAACGAGAAAGCAUCGACAUAGCCAAGAAGAAUCAAGAAAUUCUAAAAUAUAGGUAA
Molecule: messenger RNA, 414 nt
Organism: Auanema sp. JU1783
Lineage: Eukaryota; Metazoa; Nematoda; Chromadorea; Rhabditida; Rhabditidae
Source: the annotation of a GenBank genome assembly